This is a messenger RNA of Lichtheimia ornata, 1032 nucleotides long. RefSeq lists its product as uncharacterized. Bases 1 to 1032 code for a protein of 343 amino acids. The transcript has 9 exons. Gene Ontology annotation, cellular component: SUMO activating enzyme complex; cytoplasm. The record is from RefSeq and is a predicted model, not a curated record. Lineage: Eukaryota; Fungi; Mucoromycota; Mucoromycetes; Mucorales; Lichtheimiaceae. Gene Ontology annotation, molecular function: SUMO activating enzyme activity. Gene Ontology annotation, biological process: protein sumoylation.
AUGAUGAUUAAAUUAAGUCAAGACGAAGCCGAGAUCUACGAUCGACAGAUCCGUUUAUGGGGCGUGGAUGCACAACAAAGAAUCCAGAAUGCCAGCGUAUUGGUUGCAGGAGUACGUGCUUUGAGUAACGAAUUGUGCAAGAACUUGGCUUUGGCUGGUAUUGGAAGUAUCACAUUGCUCGAUGACAAGGUCGUGGACGAUGACGAUUUGGGUGUCCAGUUCUUUUUGGAGGAAGGUGCGCGUGGAAAAAAUCGCGCAGAGGCAGUAGCACCAGCUAUACGUGCUCUUAACCCGCGUGUCAAGGUCGAGGUGGAUCCAUCCAACGUCGCUGACAAGCCGGAUUCCUUUUUUCAAGCCUUUGACAUUGUUUGUAUGAUCCAUCAAGAUGCAGCGGCCUUGAUCCGUGUUAACCAGGCAGUACGCAAGGCCGACAAGCGUAUCCCUUUUUAUGCCGCUGAUGCUUUUGGUUGGGUUGGAUACAUCUUUUGUGAUCUAGCAAAACAUGAAUACAUCGAAGAGAAGGAAAUAUCAUCGUCGCAAUCAGAGGAGACAACAACAAAGCGCAUCCAGCAUGUAGAAGAAUAUGUGACUCUUGAAGAAUCGUUACAAGUCGACUAUUCCAAUAUACCAACAAACAAACUCAAGAAGAAAUCAGCCCUUGGUUUUGUUAUGCACAUGAUACUCAAGCACGAGCUCAAGCACAAUCGGCCAAUCACGGGAGUUGAUGCUGAGGACCUGAUAAAGAACAAGAGCGUUGCUUUACAAGAAAUGGGCAUUUCCGAUGGAAGCUUCAUUGAUGAUGAUCUUAUCAGUCAUGUUGUGUCCCUUUUCGAUUCUGAGUUAGUUCCUGUCACGGCUAUUGUUGGUGGCGUUUUAGCACAAGAGAUGAUCAAGGUUCUUUCACAAAAGCAGCUGCCGAUCCAAAAUUGGUUCUAUUACAAUGGCUUAUCUGACUCUGGCAUGGUCCAUUGCGUACGAAAUGAAGAGAAGCCAGCUGCCAAAGAAGCGCCUCAGGAUACGAUAGUUUUAUAA